AUUUUUCCUAUCGCCGAAAUGGAGCAGCUGUUGGUGACAUUUUCGUUGCAGAUCUUUGCUUGGACCGUUUUAAAGUGUAACUAGCUCGGGUCAUUUACCGGCUGGCAUUGUAUAGGGAUAGGGCUGUUCCGCUGAAGAUCUGAGGCAAAAUGUCAAAGUUUCCGGCUUGCGGACUCCCGCUUCGUUCAAUCGGCGGUCUCCGCCAUGGUGUGGCUGCCGUAAGCGCAGCUAGUCUUUCGCUUGCUCCUCAGAGUCGUACGGCUUCAACAUCACGAUUGUCACCAUUGUUUGGAAGUCCACCAAAGCCGGUCCUACAUCGUCCAACUGCUGUAGUACGUGGAAUACGAUUGUUUUCAUCAGACAGCCUUCCAUCACAUAAGCGUGUGGCGUUACCAGCUUUGUCUCCUACUAUGGAGCAAGGCACAGUGGUCAGCUGGCAAAAGAAAGAAGGAGAUCAACUAGGCGAGGGUGAUUUGCUAUGCGAAAUAGAAACAGACAAAGCGACGAUGGGUUUUGAAACACCAGAAGAAGGAUACUUGGCCAAGAUCUUGAUUCCUGAAGGCACCAAAGAUGUCCCUGUUGGAAAGCUGCUUUGCAUCAUUGUGGAGAGCGAAGAUGACGUGGCAGCAUUCAAAGACUUCAAAGACGAAGGUGGAGCGGCUCCACCGCCUAAAGCGGCUGCACCACCGAAGGAGGCUCCAAAGGAAGCUGCUGCGCCACCUCCACCUCCACCUCCUCCACCACCACCAGCUCCGACUCCACCUCCGGCAGCUGCCGCUCCUCCUCCACCUCCUCCACCGCCCGCACCUGCCCCAGGCGGACAUGUGAGUGCUACACCAUUCGCAAAAAAGCUUGCUGCUGAACGUGGCGUUGAUCUCAGCGGAGUUUCUGGUACCGGACCAGGAGGACGCAUCCUCGCUGCUGAUCUUGAAGGCGCGCCAGCUGGAGGAGCUGCCGCAGCGCCAGCUGUUGGCGGAGCUCCGGCAACACCGGGUGCAGCCUUUACUGACAUUCCUUUGUCUAACAUGCGACGUACUAUUGCUAAACGUUUGUCGGAGAGCAAGAGCACAAUUCCACAUUAUUAUCUGACAUCUGAAAUCAAUAUUGACGCUCUGAUCAAGGUUCGUGAAAAGCUGAAUGCUCUCCUAGAAAAGGGAUCCGCGGGUGGCUCUACAAAGAUCUCCAUUAAUGAUUUCAUUGUCAAGGCAUCUGCGCUGGCAUGCCUCCGCGUUCCUGAAGCAAACAGUUUCUGGAUGGAUACUUUCAUCCGCCAGAAUAACAACGUUGAUGUAAGCGUUGCUGUCAGCACUCCGUCGGGCUUGAUAACUCCGAUCAUUUUCAAUGCUCAUGCUAAAGGUCUCGCCACUAUCUCCGCUGAGGUAAAAGAGUUAGCUGCACGUGCAAAGGAAGGCAAGCUACAGCCACAAGAGUUCCAGGGCGGCACCUUUACGGUGUCGAACCUUGGCAUGUUCGGCAGUGUUACUGAUUUCACAGCCAUAAUCAAUCCUCCACAAUCAUGUAUCCUUGCUAUUGGUGGAGCUGAGACGAAAAUGGUUCCGUGCGAAGAAAAUGGCUAUCGCAGCGUCAAAGUGAUGAAGGUAACCCUGUCAUGUGAUCACCGUGUUGUUGAUGGAGCUGUCGGAGCUGUUUGGUUGCGUCACUUCAAGGAAUUCCUAGAAAAACCUCAUACGAUGCUUCUUUAAAGGGAAUUGAAGGCGAAUGUCCAGUGAAUAGUAAUUAGGUUCUUUGGGUCAUUGUUUUCUUUAAUCUAGCAACAUAUUGUGGUUGUAGACGUUCUUUCGUCAAUUAUAUGCGUCUAUUAGAUUUCUACUUGUAACCUUAAAAUGACGUGUUUUGAUCUUUGCAACAUCCGUAUUGCUUUCCUGUAGAAGUCUUAAUUCUUUAGUUUUUCUUCUUUCACUGAGAGCUUUUUAACGAAACAGGAAUGUCAGAUCGCAUGCUGAAAAGCACAGUACAUGUCAUUCACCGGUUUACUAGGUUAAUUUUGUGUUUGAGCAGUCACAGACUAUAAAGAAGUAGAGAAUCUCUGAUCUUUAAUCUGAUGACUUGAACUGACAUUGUGUGAGAUGCAUGCAUGACCGUCUAUACAUUGGUUGUACAGUUAGGAAUUAGUCCUACCACUGCGUCCAUCGUUGUUUUGUUGUGUUCUCGGUCAUUCGAGAGGUUUUUCUUGAUUAGUUGAAUAGCAGAGCAAGUGUAGAAAUAGUCAGUAGAGUUUAAUAAAUGUCUCAUUAU
This is a messenger RNA of Cylicocyclus nassatus, 2256 nucleotides long. NCBI's taxonomy places the organism in Eukaryota, Metazoa, Nematoda, Chromadorea, Rhabditida, Strongylidae. The record is from the annotation of a GenBank genome assembly.